Punctularia strigosozonata HHB-11173 SS5 is the source of this 997-nucleotide messenger RNA. RefSeq lists its product as uncharacterized. The coding region runs from base 88 to 720 and encodes 210 amino acids. The transcript has 6 exons. Gene Ontology annotation, molecular function: 8-oxo-7,8-dihydroguanosine triphosphate pyrophosphatase activity. Lineage: Eukaryota; Fungi; Basidiomycota; Agaricomycetes; Corticiales; Punctulariaceae. The record is from RefSeq and is a predicted model, not a curated record. Gene Ontology annotation, biological process: DNA protection.
UGCAGGGUGGCAGGUUGGGAGCACAAUACACCUGCAUAGCUAGGACUCAGCACGGAUCUCAAUCUACUCCCUGAAGUUAGAACUAGGAUGAUUCCAGGCAUUCCCGAGGGCUAUCGCGAAGUUUCCAGUGGAGGUACCGACCUCCCAUGGGUAGGCUUCGUGUCGACCAAACCAUAUACGAAUGCCUUCAUUGUACAAAAAGAUCGGAUACUGCUUGGCUUGAAAAAGCGUGGGUUUGGGGUCGGAAAAUGGAACGGGUUCGGCGGUAAGGUAGACCCGGGAGAACAGCCUUGGCAAGCGGCGGUACGCGAGCUGCAGGAAGAAGCGUGUAUCACCUCUAACCUCGAACACUGCGCCACGAUCUAUUUUGUGAGCAAGGGCGCAGAUGUCGCCUUGCACGUCGACUACUACCGUGCCUCGUCUUACGACGGCACCCCGUCCGAGACGGAGGAGAUGCGCCCGGCCUGGUUUGCAAUGCCAAGUAGGCAAGAGUACGAAGCUUCAUUAGGACAGACGAGCACAAGCUACCUCCUUGCGGACGCAAGCUCUACAACCCAUGCAUAUCCUACUAUCCCUUGGGACAAGCUAUGGGAAGAUGAUCAGUACUGGUUUCCGCUGCUCUUAGCAAAUAAGCCUUUCGCGGGUCGCGUGGAUUUCGAGGAGGGCUUCGGCAAGAUUCGCAAAUGGUGGUUUGGGACUCCAGAAAAAGCACAAGGCUGAACUCCCGUUCCAUAUGAUCCUCAGUAUUCCACGAUUAUCAUCUUAGAGGACAAGCAAAAGAUUAUCGCCCUUCUCAAGCUGUAACGGCGCGUCCACUGUAUCCAGCAUUGUCUUUUACCAAGGCAAAACCGGCUGCGCGGAGCUCGUGAUCGGGGAGGCGUCCUCUCAGCUUCUGUCGCUCCUUGGCGAGAUAUUCGACAAGUCCCAUCUCAUUCGAGGCGUGCGACGGGUUUCAGCCUGACGUAUAACGUUGCGUUCGUACCGAGGUCGUGCCGGC